AUACCGCCGGGUUCGCAGACCGGCUUUCACUCAGUUCCAUCUGUGGUUUAAAGACUACACCUCCAGCAGAGGCUUCACCGCGAAGGGAGCUGCUCUAUUUCUUUUUAUCCCAGCUUUCAGGGCUAAUGGACAAACUCUUUGUAAAUGCUUUUUAAGAAUCUUCACUCUAGGAAAUCACACACUGGCUACUCAGCGGGCCCUGGCCUUGAGUCUUAUUUGAAGGGGUUUAACUUCACUGGUGAGCCACCUUGGCUUCUCUGCACCUGAGUGACCGCAACGCCAAAUUCCAUCUCUUUCAUAUCCAAUUCACUAGUGACCACUCAAAAGGACUUCUUGUGACCAUGAACACUGCCACACCCACUGACUUUGAACUGUCUUUCCUCGAUGAGGGUUUCUCUGCUCGUGACAUUGUUGAGCAGAAGAUCAAUGAGUCAUCCAUGACAGAUGACCGGGAUGCCUUCUAUGUCUGCGACUUGGGGGAUGUCGUGAAGAAGCACCUGCGCUGGGUCCGGGCCUUGCCUCGUGUUAGACCGUUUUAUGCCGUCAAAUGUAAUGACAGCCGGUCUGUGGUGAUGACACUGGCGUCCCUGGGAACAGGCUUCGACUGUGCAAGCAAGAUGGAGAUUCAGCUGGUUCAGUCUCUGGGAGUUGAUCCAAGCAGAAUCAUCUAUGCCAACCCCUGCAAGCAGGUUUCUCAGAUCAAGUAUGCAUCUGCCCACGGGGUCCAGAUGAUGACCUUUGAUAGUGAGGUGGAACUCAUGAAGGUGGCUCGCUGCCAUGACAAUGCCAAGCUGGUGCUGCGUAUUGCCACAGAUGACUCGAAGGCAAUUUGCCGUCUGAGCGUGAAGUUUGGGGCCCCUCUCAAAGAUUGUCGAGGUCUCUUGGAGCGUGCUAAGGAACUGGGGCUGGAUGUGAUCGGUGUCAGCUUCCAUGUUGGCAGCGGCUGCACGGACCCAGAAAGCUAUACCCAGGCUAUUGCAGAUGCCCGCUGUGUGUUUGACAUGGGGGAAGAGUUGGGGUUCAACAUGGAUCUACUUGACAUUGGAGGUGGUUUUCCUGGUUCGGACAACACUGUGUUGAAAUUUGAAGAGAUCACAGCAGUAAUCAACCCAGCCCUGGAUAAGUACUUUCCAGUUGACUGUGGUGUUAAAAUAAUUGCUGAGCCAGGACGCUUCUAUGUAGCUUCUGCUUACACACUGGUUGUGAACAUCAUUGCCAAGAAAGUCAUCAUGGACGAGGAGUCAGCCUCUGAUGAGGAAGACGAAGGGACCAGCGACAGGACUCUGAUGUACUACGUCAAUGAUGGCGUGUACGGAUCCUUCAAUUGCAUUCUUUAUGACCAUGCUCACUGUCUGCCAAUCCUGCACAAGAAGCCAAAGCCAGAUGAAGCGAUGUACCCCUGCAGUAUCUGGGGCCCAACAUGCGAUGGUCUUGACCGCAUUGUCGAGCAGUGUAGCCUGCCCGACCUCCAGGUGGGCGACUGGUUGGUGUUUGAAAACAUGGGGGCUUACACUGUGGCAGCCUCCUCCACCUUCAACGGCUUCCAGAGACCUGACAUCCACUACGUCAUGUCACGCCCUGCCUGGCAACUUGUGCAGCAGGUCUGUUCUCAGGGCAUGCCGGCUCCUGCAGAGGAGUCGUACCUGUUUGAAGUGCCUGCCUGCUGUGGCAGAGAGAGCAGCUUGGAUCUGCCCACUAAACCUUGCCAGGCCCACAUGGUUUAAAAUUGCAGUACAAUGCAGCAUGCUUGUCACACUUAGCAUCCAUUGAUUUAUUGGUGGGGGUUAACUGUGUGGUGGGGUUUUGUUUUGUUUUUUCCCCUUUCCCUCCCAUUAGCUAAAAAUGUACAGUGCUUAAACAAGGCCAGGCCAGUUACUUGACAGAGGAAUGAGGGCUGUGUUGCAAAAAUUUGUUCUUUAUGGAAGCUGGAGAUCAAUCCUGAAUGGAACUCGGUGUCUCUGUGGGUUCCAGGUGCAGUGUUGCAGGGAAGCUCUGUACUUGAAUUUGCUGCUGCAGGUUUCCUGGCAGACUGUAAGCGCUGUAGUUCACAAUGAACCUAUUUAACUGGAGGGAGUUGUGUUGUGUGGAGGGGGGGAAUUUGUAAGGACUUGCAGCACUGGAAACUGGCAGAUUUUUAAAACACAGCUUACCUGCAGUGUAAGAGGGCAGAGUAUAUUAAAGAUCCAGAGUUAGAUGUGGUGUAUGGUAAUUAAGGUUAUAUUACAUUUAUUUAUUUAUGGGUUAACUUGGGGGGGUAAAUCGGUGUUUUCAUUCCUAGAAUGAGCCCCCCCCCCUUUUAUUUUAAUUUUUUCUGGGGUCCAUUUGGAUUUUUAAUAUUCACUAUUAGGUUCUCAUUUUUAAGUAUCAGUACAUCCUAAAGUUAAAGUGCUGUCCUUUCAGGGAUCUGUCAACAGCUAAAGUGAUAUCCCCAGCUGGUAACUUGCACAGAGGCAAUGGAGUAUGACCUUUUUUUUUUUUUUUUCUUUUUUUUCUUUUUUUUUGUUUUUUUAAUGGCUGCUAUAUUAAUAUUUAUCUUUUUCGUGAUCUCCACUUCUGUACAGAACCCCCCCAAAAGUGUUAAUCCUCAAGAUGACAAAACAUAUUUAUUUUCCAGCAGUUACUCAGUGCUUGUUCUGUCAGUGCUUCUUUGCAGAUUUUGACCAGAACCUGCAUUUCCUGUAUGACUUUUGAAUAUUCUUUACAUGAACUAAUGUAUGCAUGAAUCAUGCUGUGUAUUGAAACAGCACACAUGAGCUAUAUAUAUACACAACAAACAUUUUAAACUCCUGGGAGCCAGCAAUACAUCUUAAAGAUUAACACUUCAACACAGGGACUCAAGCAGACUGUACCUCUCCUCUUCUAUUUUCUUUUGUAAGUUGUAGAACAGUCCAUUCACCUUAUUAAUAAGCAGACACAGUGUUUAACCAUACAUUUGAAAUGGAUAUGAAAGAGAUGGGAUUGCAAAUUCAUAACGCUUUCCUAUGGAAACUUUAAGUUUUGUAUUUUUUUAAAUAAAAUAACAGGUGCAGAGCCUAA
Archocentrus centrarchus (flier cichlid) is the source of this 3036-nucleotide messenger RNA. RefSeq names its product ornithine decarboxylase 1 (gene odc1). Lineage: Eukaryota; Metazoa; Chordata; Actinopteri; Cichliformes; Cichlidae. The transcript has 11 exons. Gene Ontology annotation, cellular component: cytoplasm. The coding region runs from base 342 to 1724 and encodes 460 amino acids. Gene Ontology annotation, molecular function: ornithine decarboxylase activity. The record is from RefSeq and is a predicted model, not a curated record.